Messenger RNA from Culex pipiens pallens (northern house mosquito), 3190 nucleotides. Its product is annotated as eEF1A lysine and N-terminal methyltransferase homolog. The transcript is spliced from 3 exons. Gene Ontology annotation, molecular function: S-adenosylmethionine-dependent methyltransferase activity. Bases 88 to 2112 code for a protein of 674 amino acids. NCBI's taxonomy places the organism in Eukaryota, Metazoa, Arthropoda, Insecta, Diptera, Culicidae. The record is from RefSeq and is a predicted model, not a curated record.
UUUACCAUCUCACGCCGACGACGGCCACAUGUGCCUUGCGGCUAGUUCAUCACAGAUUUGCACCGAUACCCACAGCCCCAGUUAACCAUGAAUCUGCUGCCCAAAACGGCCACCGAGUUCGGUACGACCGAGUACUGGAACAACUUCUUCAAGAAGCGCGGCAAGCAGGCCUUCGAAUGGUACGGCGAAUACCCGGAACUGUGCGGCCAGCUGCACAAGUACAUCAAAACCAAGGACGAGGUGCUGAUGGUCGGCUGCGGCAACUCCAAGCUCAGCAUGGACUUGUAUGAUGUUGGGUUCAGACAAAUCACCAACAUCGACAUCUCGCAAGUGGUCAUCAAGCAGAUGCAGGACGCGAAUCGGACGACGCGGCCGGAAAUGCUGUGGUACCACAUGGACGCAACCGCGAUGACCGCUUUCAGUGACGAGAAGUACUCGGUGGUGUUGGAUAAGGGUACGCUGGACGCGCUGUUCACUGAUGAAACUGAAGAGACGAUCGCGACGGUGAGGAAGUACUUUUCGGAGAUUGCUCGAGUGUUGCGCGUGGGAGGUCGUUACGUGUGCAUUUCGCUGCUUCAGGAGCACAUCCUGAAGGAAGUGUUGAGCUUCUUCCCCGAGCACGAGUUCAUGUUUCGGGCGAUUCGGUGCGUUGAGGCGGAGCAGAAGACGGCGGAAGGGAACAGCGAUGGAACUUCGAUGCCGGUGUUUGUGGUGGUGGCGACAAAGUUUCGGAAGCUGCCGAUGAAGGUGUACGAGGUUUGCCUCGCCGGAGAUGAGAUUCAACGGGUUCAAAAGCCGGAAGAAAUUGUUCUCUCGGUGGCCGCCGCCCAGAAAGCUUCCAUGGUUUGCAACGGGUUGGUCAGGGGGAGUAUUGCCGGGAUGAGCGAGGUAUCGCUGGAUUUGCAUCGACCUGGGGAGGAAAUUGCGCGGUACACAAUCCACGUGCUGGACCAGAAGCCGAUUCGAGGAAACGGGAAGUACGCGGCGUUCAUUGUGCCGCAAGGGCGGGAAACGGAGUGGCUGUUUUCGACUCCUCAAGGCCGGCAGAAGCUGCUAGCUUCGGCAAGUCACGACAGGUUAGCGAUUGUUUCGCUACAUCGUGGACAGGUCUACGCAAGUUGGGAUGCCGUCAAGGAUGAGUUGGCAGAAAGUGUCAAAUCGCUGGCCCCGCACGGAUUGCACGCCCAUAUUCCGUAUCUUUCACUGGGUUCGGAAGUUGGUCAACGCGAAACCAUCUUCAAAGGACACUCAACCAUGUCCGGUGACUACAUCGUGGAGGAGAUCUUGGGCAACGACAAUCGCAUCUUUAGACGCCUGAUCUUCCUGAACAACCAGUUUGUGAUUCAAUCGGAGGCCGCGGUCAAGCUGGUCAAGGGAAAAGGCAAAUCGAAAACUUCGUCAAAGGUCGUCGACCCGGGAUAUCUAGCCUGUCAACACCACUUGUACAUGACGGUCGGUGUCCACCUGGCGACCUGCUUGGCUACUGGCCAAGCAGCGAACCCCGUAAUGGUGGUCGGUUUGGGCGGCGGUGGCCUGUGCACCUUUAUCCAUCAGUGCCUGCGCAACACCAGCCUGGUCGCGGUCGAGAUCGACCCGGAAAUGCUAACCGUAGCGACCAGCUACUUCGGGCUCGCCCUGGACGACCGACUGGCGGUUCAAAUCCGCGACGGCAUCGACUACCUCGCGGAUUGCGUCCAAUCGUCGCAACGCUUCCGCGCCAUCCUGUUCGACGUCGACAGCAAAGAUCCCACCCUCGGCAUGAGCUGUCCACCGCAGGCCUUCGUCGAGCGAGCCGUUCUGGACAACGCCAAGACGCUGCUCGGCGCGGACGGACUGUUCAUCCUGAACCUGGUCUGCCGGGACGAAACGCUCCGGGAGUCCGUGCUGCGGGAGUUGCGCCGCGUGUUCCGGUACGUGCUGUCGUACAAGCUGGAGGAGGACGUCAACGAGAUUUUCUACUGCGCCGACAACGCCGCCCUGGACAGCGCAGACAAGUGGCAGGAGGCGAUGAAACGAUCCGCGCAGGAGAUCAACGCGCUCGCCAAGAAGCAUAAGCUGAGCCGAGAGGAGCUCGUUGAUUUGGAGGAGUUUGUGCAAGCGUUGAAGAUUUAAAAUAAACGAGUUGACCCCACUUGGGAAAUGUUCUUUUUGUUCUACGCGAAAGAAAAUCCGUCGUACCUUUUAAAUUUUAAUACAGAGCACAUAAUAUUGUGUGUGUUUUAUUACGUUUCGUACUCGUACUUUUUUCCACAUAUUUACACACAAAGCGUCAAGCUUUUCAAACACGUACGAUCAAUAGUUAUGACUAAACGUAAACAUAUUAACAGAGCUAAGGGUUAGGCUAUCCUCCUUCUUCGCAAGCAGGCAUGAUGGGUAUUUUGUGUUGUUUACUAAUUGUUUUGUUAAAAUAUCGUUCGUUUUUGUUUUUCUAAGAUUUUGUUUGGGUUAGCUCAACAUCAUGCGACAGUUGUGAUUUUUUUAAACGCUUCAAGCGUUUUUUUUUUAGUUUAGAACUUUCUACGUGUGUAUGUUGUGUUGUGUAUAGAUCAUAGUUUUGAACAAGUCUUAGGUUUGUUAUUUUCUAAUUCCUCGUUGGAGGUUAGGUGAAUGUAACGCGAACGUAAUCUUCGAAAUUCUAAAAAUCUCAAUGUAUUUUUGUGUCUAGUUUUGUUGAUGUUUAUGCUAUUUUUUAAGAUAAUUGUAUCAAGCUGAAAAAUAUUAAAAUGAAGUUGAAAAUUUUAAAAUUAGAAGAAGUAAAAAUGCUUUCUCUCAAAAACUACAAAAUAUUUUAGAGACUGAAAUAUUAGCAACAACAAUAAGACAAAAAUAAUGUCAAAUUACUUAUUAAGUCAGUAAAGAAUCCAUCCACAAAGUUUCAGCCAAAUAAAAAUCUAAUUUUAAAAAUUUAGUUAUGUCUUUAGUAUAACGUCAAAAAGAGAUAAAUGAAAUAGACUAGGUUAAAAUAUUGUUCCAGAAGUCUAGUUGAGCACUUGAAAAUUAUGUAAUUUGUGAUUGUAGAUAAAAGUCUCAAAUUUUGAAAUCGCUUUCAUAGCUUAAAUAUGAACUUUAUUACCGAAACAUAUGAAUUUCAACAACAAAUUGACAAACAAUCACGAAACAAAGAACAUUCAUUGCGACACAUACACUGAUUAUGAAAAAAAAAACGAUUUAUCGAUGCACAACGCCGAUC